AUGCUUUUAGACCAGCUAAAAGAGAUCACAGGAAUUCAAGACUCCGCUUUCCUUCAUGAGGCUCUAAAGGCUGCUAAUGGAGACCUGACAGAAGCAGUCACCUUCCUGACGGAGGAGAAUGCCCAGGAGCCAGCUCGGGAUGUGGCUGCUGCAGAGCCGUCCGCUUGGGAAGGGAGCGCGGCGGGCAAACAGCCCCCACAAAAUGUUACUACUGCAGCUACCUCAAACAACAAAGACGACCUCCGUGUGAUUGACACCUUGAGACCACUGGAAUCACCAAAAACUCAGGCUGCAGAGAGGGAUGCUCCCGAGAGGCCACAGGAAGCACAUUCUGCUGAAAACAAAAGCCGCUCCAAAAGAAAACGCUGUGAAGUCUGGGGAGAGAACCCCAAGCACAAUGACUGGAGGAGAGUGGGCGACUGGCCUGUUGGGAUGAAAAACAUUGGAAAUACGUGCUGGUUUAGUGCCGUCAUACAGUCUCUGUUUCAGCUACCAGAAUUUCGGAGGCUGGUCCUUGGGUACUCCCUCCCACAGCAUGUGCUCGAAAGCUGUCACACUCGCGCUGGAAAAAGAAAUGUUGCAUUCAUGCAAGAACUUCAGUGUCUGUUUGCCUUAAUGCUGGGGACCCGGCGCAAGUUUGUUGACCCUUCUGCAGCACUGGAACUCUUGAAGGGUGCGUUCAGAACCACUGAGGAACAGCAGCAAGAUGUGAGUGAAUUUACACACAAACUGCUGGACUGGCUGGAGGAUGCGUUCCAGCUCACUGUGAAUGUCAAAAGCCCCGAGGACAAGUCUGAAAACCCAAUGGUACAGCUUUUCUAUGGGACUUUCCUGACUGAGGGUGUCCAUGAGGGCAAUACCUUUUCCAAGAUUGAAACCUUCGGUCAGUAUCCCCUUCAGGUAAACGGUUAUCGAGACUUGAAUGAGUGCUUGGAAGGAGCCAUGGUGGAGGGAGAGAUUCAGGAGGCGACCUCAUCUCAGUCGGGCAAGUACAGGCAGGAGCGCUGGUUUACAAAGCUGCCGCCCGUGCUGACCUUUGAGCUCUCCCGAUUCGAGUUCAAUCAGUCACUGGGACAGCCCGAGAAGAUUCACACCAAGCUAGAAUUUCCCCAGACCAUUUACAUGGACAGGUACCUCUAUUGCAGUAAAGAGCUUAUUCAGAUGAAGAGAGAAGAGAUGAAGAGAUUGAGUGAGAAACUGGUGAUUCUGCAGCAGAAACUGGAGAGGUACAUGAAGUACGGCUCUGGCCCAGCCCGCUUCCCACUGCCCGACAUGCUCCAGUAUGUGCUGGAAUUCGUUGCCACAAAGCCAGCUGCAGCUCUUCCUCCUGCUCAGGGCUCUCAGACAACAUCCCUGCAGUUGCAAGCUGAGCCUUGUGUUUUGGAUGUGCUUUCACAGCCAAAGGGCAUACUAGAAAGGAGGGACAGUAGGACAGAAGAUGGAGCUUUCUCUUCACCGCAGCAAGACUCGAGUGCUCCUCUGCAGCUUUCUGGUGCAGCAUUAGCAAUGUCUGAGCAUCCGGCUCCUCACAUGGUUUCUGAGGAGGAGCUGAACCUGGUUCGGACCUGUCUAGAGCGAUGGAGAAAUGAGAUCGAGCAAGAUGUGCAAGAUCUGAAGGAGUCUAUUGCCAGAAUCAGCCUGUCCAUUGAACAAAUAUACUGCGACCCUCUCCUCCAGCAGGUUCCCUAUCGCUUGCACGCAGUCCUGGUACACGAAGGGCAAGCGAACGCUGGUCACUACUGGGCCUUCAUCUACGAUCAGCCUCGGAAAAGCUGGCUCAAAUACAAUGACAUCUCCGUGACGGAAUCCUCAUGGGAAGAGCUGGAGAGAGAUUCAUUCGGGGGCUUGAAGAAUGCCAGUGCCUACUGCCUGAUGUACAUCAGUGAGGAGGUGUCCCACCCUGUGGCAGAUGAGGAAGCCAGCCCCGAGGUUGGACAGUUUCAGAAGGAAGUCGAAGACUUGCCCCUGGACCUGAGGCACUACAUCCAGGAGGACAACUGGCGGCUCGAGCAGGAGGCUGAGGAGUGGGAGGAGGAACAGUCCUGCAAGAUUCCCCAGAUGGAGCCUUCACCCACUUCUGACUCGCAGGAUCUCUCUUCUGAAUCAGGCCCAGAUCAGGCGUCGGGCUGCGUGUGCUCCCUGUCCUCAGAGCACGCCAGGAUCGCGCAGGAGCAGACGGCCAAAGCCAUCGCCAACAGCGCCGACACCUACGACAGGAACGGCGUCGAGGCGGCGCUCUGCGAGGUGAUGCUGAGUCCAGCCAUGCAAGGUGUCAUCCUGGCUAUUGCAAAAGCCCGCCAGACCUUUGAUCGGGAUGGGUCUGAAGCAGGGCUCGUUAAGGCAUUCCACGAGGAAUACUCCCGGCUCUACCUGCUUUCCAAGGAGACCCCAACCCCUCAGAACGACGCCCGGUUGCAGCACGUGCUCAUUUACUUCCUGCAAAACAACGCUCCGCAGCAGGUCGUGGAACGGACCCUCCUCGAGCAGUUUGCAGACAAAAACCUCAGCUAUGACGAAAGGUCCAUUAGCAUCAUGAAGGUAGCACGAGCAAAGCUGAGAGAAAUCGGUCCUGACGAUGUCGAUAUGGAGGAGUACAAGAGAUGGCACGAGGACUACAGUCUCUUCCGCAAGGUGUCCGUUUACCUGCUGACAGGGCUGGAGCUGUACCAAAACAGGAAGUACCAGGAGUCACUCACCUACCUGGUGUACGCCUACCAGAGCAACACCAACCUGCUGCAGAAAGGCACCAAGAGAGGAGUGAGCGAAUCCCUGAUUGCCUUGUACAGAAGGAAUUGUCUCCUGAAGCUGAACGAGGUGGCAGCAUCUAUGUUUGUAAGCUGUGAAGAAGCUCGUGUGGCAGAGGGCAUUAGCAUCCUGAACGAGCUGAUCAUCCCCUGCAUGCACCUCAUGAACAACUUUGAGAUCUCCAGAGAGGACAUGGAUGCCAUCGAGGUCAUGAGAAACCGCUGGUGCUCCUACUUGGGUCGCGAAGACAUGGAUGCAAAGCUGCAGAUGAGGCUGGGUGAAGUCCUGCCCCGGCUCCUUGACUGCCCCAGCGAGGUCAUCUUCCUGAAGGAGCCACCAAAGAUCCGGCCCAACUCCCCCUACGACCUGUGCAGCCGGUUUGCAGCCGUCAUGGAGUCCAUCCACGGCGCCUCAACCGUCGCCGUGAAAUAG
Messenger RNA from Nestor notabilis (Kea), 3177 nucleotides. RefSeq names its product ubiquitin specific peptidase 28 (gene USP28). Gene Ontology annotation, biological process: protein deubiquitination; regulation of protein stability; DNA damage checkpoint signaling. Gene Ontology annotation, cellular component: cytosol; nucleus. Gene Ontology annotation, molecular function: cysteine-type endopeptidase activity; protein binding; cysteine-type deubiquitinase activity. The transcript is spliced from 24 exons. The record is from RefSeq and is a predicted model, not a curated record. The coding region runs from base 1 to 3177 and encodes 1058 amino acids. Lineage: Eukaryota; Metazoa; Chordata; Aves; Psittaciformes; Psittacidae.